Gambusia affinis (western mosquitofish) is the source of this 4832-nucleotide messenger RNA. Its product is annotated as vesicular glutamate transporter 3-like. Gene Ontology annotation, biological process: monoatomic anion transport; synaptic transmission, glutamatergic; transmembrane transport. The record is from RefSeq and is a predicted model, not a curated record. Gene Ontology annotation, molecular function: neurotransmitter transmembrane transporter activity; L-glutamate transmembrane transporter activity. The transcript has 7 exons. Gene Ontology annotation, cellular component: synaptic vesicle membrane; excitatory synapse. NCBI's taxonomy places the organism in Eukaryota, Metazoa, Chordata, Actinopteri, Cyprinodontiformes, Poeciliidae. Bases 1313 to 2386 code for a protein of 357 amino acids.
UCCUGGCGAUAAAGAAAUAUCUGAUCCUAUUCCUUGCAGAGGGAGGCCAGUGAUGUAAUCACAGGUUUUAUUUUUAGGCAGUAAUGCAUAUUUUACAUCUAAUAAAUUCUUAACAGAAGAAUUUGUCAGCGGUGGAGAAGCUUAGACAUGUAUUCAGACGACUGUCUUUAGAAAAUAAAGUGGAGGAUUAUUUAGACAAGACAACAAAAAUAGAAUUACAGAAAAUAAAAUAAAGGCAACAUCAUUAUGAAAACAGAAGACAUUUAUGUGAUAUAGAACAAAGUGAUGACAGACAUGUUUAGUGUGGGUUUUGGCUUAGCAUUUAUUCAAGACAUAAUUCUAAUAAUAACGUCAUAAUAAGAUAAUGAAAAUAAAAUAGUGAUGUAAAACCUAACAGAAAUACUACCAACACUUAUAUUUCCACUGCCACAAAUAAUAAUAAUAAUAAUAAUCAUACUAAUAAUUGUGGCAAUAUUUAUUUAUUUGUUCUCAAUUUAUGAUGAUUAUUAUCAUUAUUAAAAUUAUUUUGUAAUUUUUGCAAUACUUCUCCUAAUUUCUGUCUGAAAUAUCAGAUCCUGGAUCUGGAGGGAAUGAUUUACUUUCAGCAACAAGAGGCACAGUGGAGGCAAAAACAUAGCAAUAGAUAGAAUACUGUAGAAUAAUGUAAAAAAAAAAAAAUCUGUGCAACAGCAGCAAAGUAACAGGCAAUAACAGCAAAUAGACUCACACAAAGAUAGAGUAUACAAUAUAUAAAACAGAAUUAAAAAUAUAAUACCAUACAUUAAGGUCAAAAUUUCAACAUAAAUACAGUGUAGUUAUGAAAAAAUACUGUGAAAGAUACAUUUCACAAUCUAAAGUAAUGUGAAAUGGAGAUAAUUAAAUAAAAAAAUAUAUAUAAAAUGCACAUUGAAAAGACAAUAUUUACAAUUAGUGCCAAUAAAAAAAGCUCUGCACCAAGAAAGUGGCAGAUGUGAAAGAAAUAUUACAAUCCAUCAAAGCUUGUUCUUCCCUCUCUUAAAUUUGUGCAGAAGAAAAACUGCAAAUUUCAGCAGCCCUCUGCACUGUGGAGAUGCCUCUGGUAAUAGGAGAUCUAUUGCUGGCUGGUGUGAACAGAGACAUGUUGAUUCAGGAGGCAGAAUGGAUGUGAAGAAUGAGAAACCUUAAAGAAACCUGAUGACAGCAGAUCACUGAUCCUUAUCCUUGUUUGCUACUGAUUUUUACUAACACACUAUAUAAAUCUAUAUAAAUAACAGUGUGACAUGAAAAUGCAGCAAAGUGAACAGAUUGCCAUUCCCUUUUACUCUUUAGGAAAAUGGACGGUAGUAAUGUUGAGGAUGAGGAAAACAUUGAACUGACAGAAGAUGGACAGCCGGUGACAUCAGCACCACUUCCUGCCCCCCUGCUGGACUGCAGCUGCGGCGGUCUGCCCAAGCGCUACAUCAUUGCCAUCCUCAGUGGCCUGGGCUUCUGCAUCUCCUUUGGCAUCCGAUGCAACCUGGGCGUGGCCAUUGUAGAGAUGGUGAACAACAACACAGUCUAUAUCAACGGGACGCGAGUGAUUCAGAAAGCUCAGUUUAACUGGGACCCAGAGACUGUGGGGCUGAUCCACGGGUCCUUCUUUUGGGGCUACAUCGUCACUCAGAUCCCAGGCGGAUUCAUCUCCAACAAGCUGUCUGCCAACAGGGUUUUUGGGGCUGCCAUUUUUCUAACAUCAGUGCUGAACAUGUUCAUCCCGUCAGCUGCCAGGGUGCACUAUGGCUGCGUCAUGUUUGUAAGCUUAUUGCAGGGGUUAGUGGAGGGGGUCACCUACCCAGCGUGUCACGGGAUGUGGUCCAAGUGGGCUCCGCCUCUCGAACGUAGUCGACUGGCGACCACAUCAUUCUGCGGUUCCUACGCCGGAGCGGUAAUCGCCAUGCCGUUAGCUGGAGUUCUGGUGCAGUAUGUCGGCUGGUCUUCAGUCUUUUAUCUUUAUGGCGUGUUUGGGAUCAUGUGGUAUGUCCUAUGGCUCCUCCUGGCUUAUGGGAGUCCUGCUCAACAUCCCACAAUCACACAGGAGGAGAAGAUGUACAUCGAGGCUGCCAUCGGCGAAACAGCCAACCAACUGAGCGCUACAGAGAAAUUCAAGACCCCAUGGCGUCGUUUCUUUACCUCCAUGCCGGUCUAUGCUAUCAUUGUGGCAAACUUCUGCCGCAGCUGGACCUUCUACCUGCUCCUUAUCAGCCAGCCGGCAUACUUUGAGGAAGUGUUUGGCUUCCCCAUCAGCAAGGUUAGGCUCUUUGACAGAGUUAUCAGUGUUAAAAGUAAAAAUUGUUCCUAUGCUUGCAUCAAGAAGUAUACAGGAGCCGUUCAUGACGUGUCAUUGGUUUGGAAAACUAUCAAAUUCUAAAGAGGGCUUAAGAUCUAGGGAGCAUCCCGACCAGAUUUCCAAUAUUUUUACUUUACCACCUUAAGUGAUGCUCCAGCAUGCAAGAAAAAAUAAAAUUAUAUGUCUAAAAAAAAAAUUCAAGACAAUUAUUUAUCUUAUUUAUUCACAAUCCCUUUCAAUCUUUUUACAUGGUAACCCAAAGUGGAUAUUUUGUCCCUUAAUACAUUUCCCAGAAUUUAGAAAUAGAUAAAUACCCCUUUAAAAAAAAAAGGUCUAAUACUUUUACAUUUGAUGUAAAAAUGAUCUCUGAGUCAAUAAAAUUGGUGUGCAAAGAUUUAAUGAAAUCAAAGUAAUAAUUAAAGAACAAAUAAAAUCCAGUAAGCAUUUCAAUGCCUUUUAAACACAUUUAAAUUCAAGAAAGAACAACAAAAAAUAGCAGAGACAGCAUUACUGCAUGACACCAAAAGCAGGAACAACAAUUACCCCUUUUUCUUUUUUUGUAUUUCCUUUCUGAAAAGAGAAGUUGGUAGGAUUCAGUUAGAAUGAUGUGAAGUGGAAGAAGUUUUUAUCAGCAGAAACAGUUCCAAGUUUUUGUCUGAGAACGUCGGCCAUUUUCCCCACGACAUAAAGACCUUUGUGUGACUCUUAGUAGAGAAUGCUGUUUGGUAGUGAAUCAGCGAGUUAUUCACUCCGUUGUCAGCAACAUGUGAACCACUGUGUCUGUGGGCAAACAAAUCCCCUUCCUGCACUGAUAGAUAUUUAUGUGGAAAUGUAGAAAGAGAAAAAUAAAUAUUCCUGAAAAAGGCCCAAAAAAAUCAAACUCACUUCAUCAAAAAUUUAUGUUCAACUUGGCAACGCUCAGCAACCAAAACACUUCGUUUGAAGGUUGUUUUUUUAUUUGUGUGUAUGGCGGAUUUCUAAUAAAAAAAAAAAAAUCUACUUUGUUGCUUCCUUCCUGGUUGUGCUACUGGUGAGUCCGGGGGUGGGUGGUGUUGGAGCCACAGUCUAUGUAGUGGAAAUCCUCCAGGCUGUUCUGGGACGUUCGCACCAUGUACGACGUUUUCACCGAGGUCCUGAAAACAGAGGCAAGCUUUUCAAUAAACGCCGUGAAGAGCAGGAUGUGGCCACAAGAUAUUUCAACACAGGUCACCAUGGUUACUGUAACAUGUAACAAGAUGCAGCUGCAGAUGGCACCUGCUCAAUAAUCAUAGAGGUUUAAAAACAAAAGAAAGAGAAAAAAAAUUAAAUACGACAACCGCUGCUGAGUUAAACAGACUUUUUCUCUCUAAAACUAAACUUUACUUACAUGACUUUAUCUUAUUGUCCUUGCAAUAUUUUUGUAUUGGCCAUUGACAACUUCUGACUGAGUUAGAUUAAACUGUUACAGUGUAGAAGUAAAGGUUUGACCUGCAACAUUUGGAGCGUCAUAGCAAGUUUGCAAAGCCAAGCAUGCCACAACUCAAUACGUUUUAAAAUGCCCUAAACUUCUACAGAAGAAUUUAUUUUAUAAAACUGGAGAAGUGGCCAUGAAAUAAAUGUAUUUCUAAUAAAAAAAAAAAAUUAACUAUAUUUAAAUGACAUCACACAUAUUUUACUUCAGAAUUUCCCCCAGAAAACUUGUUAAGUCUGGUGUGUGGGUCAUCCAGCAGUCCACCGUGUUUUGGAGUUAAAGGAAAUGUCUAAAGUUGAAAGGAAAUUUGAAAAUAUUAUUAGUUAAUCAUGUACAUUUUCAGCACCAACUGCAAUGUCUUAAAAAAGGUAAACACUAAAAAGACCUAAAAUAAAUAAAUAAACGAUCCUUAACCUGGUGGGGAUGCAAGCAAAAUAAUAAAUACAGUGUGAUGGUGAUGCAGCUCAGUGGUGCCCAAAGUGGGUCCUGGAGAACCGGCAUCCUGUAUGUUCUAGUUCUCUCCCUGGUGGCACCAACAACCUUCUCAGCAGGUCAAAGUUCUUCUCAGGCCUCUAACAAUCCAUCAUUAGAGCAAGAGGACUAGAACAUGCAGGAUGCCGGCCCUCCAGGACCCACUUUGACCACCACAGGGGGGCCAAUGCUCCGUAGAAAUAGUGGUUGGUCUUGUGAAGGGUUUGGAUGAUUUCACCAUGCAUUUUAUUUAAAUUCUAAUUUGAACCACAAGUUUCAGUACUUUAUUGAGAUCUCUGAAACAUCCUAAGUAUCACGUAUUUAUCAGCUGGUUCUACUCAGCAUUUGUGUGUAAAUCUUACUGACAAACAGCCAUGAAGCAUCAGGAUUAGUAGAAAGAUAAGACUGAGUGACACAACAGUUAACUCUGAUAGUUAACCCUGAUAUCAUUAUUAUCAUCAGUGUUAAUAAGGUUACAGCUGAAGGCACCAUGCCAGGUGAAAGGUCAAAACUAAUCCUAUGACAGACUUCACUUCAACAUCCAAAAGAGAUUAACAUUUAUAAAACACCAACCCAGGGUCUAGCGUCAUGUUUUACAGCUGAUUU